UUGUUGGUAGGUAGGUCGUGUGAAUGUAGCGUGUCCGUCGUUUUUUCGCCCCUCGGUAACAGGGGGAAUGCGAGUUUUUAGUUGUGCAAAGUCGGAGUACGAGUUUUUGAGCAGGGUUUUAACGCUUUACGUCCUCUGGCUCGGACUGAAAAUCUCAGUGGCCAUCAUCGUUUCACCUCUGCCGUCUCGUUAGCCACCUAGCUAACUCCGCUGCUAGCUAACUACCCAACAAAGUUAACGCUACCUCGCCUCUUAGUGUGUGUUUCUUGUGGUAACUUCCAGCUUGGGGAAAAAAACCAACCGCAGAGAUGGCGGAAACCAAAAUAAUUUAUCAUAUCGACGAAGAGGAGACGCCGUAUUUGGUGAAGAUACCCAUUGCUGCCGAAAAUAUCACUUUGCUGGAUUUUAAACAGGUCUUGAACAAGCCGAACUACAAAUUCUUCUUCAAGUCUAUGGACCAGGACUUCGGGGUGGUGAAAGAAGAGAUUUCCGAUGACAGUGCCAAGUUGCCAUGUUUCAACGGCAGAGUGGUGUCAUGGUUGGUAUCUUCAGACACUCCAGCAGCAGAACCUCCAGUGGCAGUCGUUCCUCCCGUGGAAACGACCACCCAGCCUUCGCCCCCUCCUCCGCCCCUGCCACCCCCACCCGCAGAGAGGACAGGGGGUAUCGGGGACUCCAGACCGCCCUCCUUUCAUCCCAAUGCCACAGGCAGUGUGGAGACGUUGGACGACCAGACUGAAACAGAGUCUGUAGUUUCUUUCAGGAGAGAGAGACCUCGUCACAGAGAGAGCAUCGAGCAACACGGGCCUCGUAUGAAUGGCCAGAGUCGUCUGGAGCGCCACCUGGCAGGAUAUGAGAGCUCCAGUACAGUGAUGAGCAGCGAGCUAGAAACGACCAGCUUCUGUGACUCUGAGGACGACGACACCAUGAGCAGGUUCAGCAGUGCAACAGAGCAGAGCACAGCCUCCAGGCUUCUGAAACGGCACCGUCGACGCAGGAAACAGCGCCCUCCACGUCUGGAGAGGGCCUCGUCCUUCAGCAGUGUGACAGACUCCACAAUGUCCCUGAACAUCAUCACCGUCACUCUCAACAUGGAGAAGUACAACUUUUUGGGCAUCAGCAUUGUGGGUCAGAGCAAUGAAAGGGGUGAUGGAGGCAUCUACAUCGGCUCCAUCAUGAAGGGAGGAGCUGUGGCUGCAGACGGACGCAUUGAACCUGGUGACAUGCUGCUGCAGGUGAACGACAUCAACUUUGAGAACAUGAGUAACGACGAUGCAGUGCGGGUACUGAGGGAGAUUGUACACAAGCCAGGGCCCAUCAUCCUCACAGUGGCCAAGUGCUGGGACCCUUCUCCUCAGGGCUACUUCACUCUGCCUCGCAAUGAACCGAUCCGACCCAUCGACCCAGCAGCAUGGGUCAGCCACUCUGUGGCUAUGACUGGGGCGUACCCUCCUUACCCCGGCAGCUCCUCCCUCAGCACCAUCACCUCCUCCUCCUCCGUCACUGAGACCGAACGUUUCGAUGACUUCAACUUAUCACUACACUCUGACAUGGCAUCAGUUGCCAAGGCCAUGGCUUCACCGGAGUCUGGUCUGGAGGUCAGGGACCGUAUGUGGCUUAAAAUCACCAUCCCCAACGCUUUCCUUGGCUCGGACGUAGUGGAGUGGCUGUUCCACCACAUCGAGGGAUUCCAGGACCGCCGUGAAGCCAGAAAGUACGCCAGCAACCUGCUGAAGGCCGGCUUCAUUCGACACACCGUCAACAAGAUCACCUUCUCCGAACAGUGCUACUACGUAUUCGGAGACUUAAGCGACUGUGAGAACUACAUGGCCAAUCUGUCCUUGAAUGACAAUGACGGCUCCAGCGGGGCCUCAGACCAGGACACCUUGGCUCCUCUGCCACUCCCCGGGGCCUCGCCAUGGCCCAUGAUGCACACCUUCCCUUAUCAGCCCUACCCUACACAUCCCUACUCCAGCCAGCCACCUCCGUACCACGAGCUCACCAGCUACAGCUACGCCCCCGGCAGCACCGGCAGCCAGCACAGUGAAGGGAGCCGAAGCAGUGGAUCGACGAGAAGCGAGGGUGAGCGACGUCGCAGCAGUAAAGGUCCCGGGAGCACCGUGGGUGGAGGGGAGAAAUCCCCCUCUGGCGGGGGUGGAGAAGGUGGCGGGGCUGACUCGCGCUCCGGCAGCGGCAGUGAAUCAGAAUACUCCACCCGCAGCAGCCUGCGGCGCGGCCACGGUUCUGCUGCCCCCAGUGAGCACAGCCACGCCUCCUCCCAGCGCUCACAUCAUCACCGCAUACCCCAACCACCCCACAUGUCUCCCUACCCGCCAGGUAUCCUGCCCUACAACCCCAUGAUGGUGAUGAUGGUGCCCCAGCACCCACACCCGGCCAUGGCAGCUGCUCACGCUCUUCCUCACACACAGCAGCUGGCCACAGCCCCCAUGCACCCGGCUUUACCUCCACCCCCCUCCUCCACUCCAGGGGGACCUCCUGGCGCCCCGCCCACCCGUGACCUGGGCUCGGUACCCCCAGAGCUGACUGCAUCACGCCAGUCGUUCCAUCUGGCCAUGGGCAACCCCAGCGAGUUCUUUGUGGAUGUCAUGUAGUUUCCCGGCCUUGGUGUUGAGUGACCAUUCAUGUGAAGUUAGUGUACGGUUCCCACUUGUUUUGACGAGAAUCUGGUGGUAGCUUGUUGAGCUCACAAGUGCCUAUUGGAUUGAGGGCACUUGUUACAAAUUUGGUGAGAACAGGGUUUAACAUUGACAAAGAAAAUAUGACAAAAGUAAAACAAUUAAUGUGGGAUAUGGUCUGACUAGAUGUGUCCACAAAGUCUAGAUUCUUUCAUUCAAAAUUAUUAAAUAACACUCAUUUUCAAGCCUAAAUUCUUAUCUCUGCAGUGGACAUGUUUGUUUUUCUCAAAAAGCAAACUCUCAGUAAAAUUUCUGAGUGCCUAUCAGAGCUACUCAGCACUCUGGUUUUAGCCAUUUUCAAAACAGAAAGAUGAUAUUUUAUGAAGGGAAGCACCUUCCCUAAUCAGCCAUUUAUCUCAGAGCUGCCCAUCCAGGAAGCGCACAGACCACAGUUUAACACUAGAGGGUGCCAGGUACACUGUGUACUUGAAAAGGAUACAAUCCUGUACAUAUAUCUGGAUCAUCAUGCCAGAUUCAUUGGUGGCACAGGAGUAUAUCAAGUGCCUUACUCGUUGCAUUUUUAGAGACAUUUUCACACUCCAAGUACGUAAAAUAACUCAUCUUGUUCCAGCAUUGUUUGACAAUGAACUUUUCUGUAUAUAUCUACUAUUCCUAUGUAAAUGCAAUAAUACAGAACAGCAAGCUCUAAUGUGAAAAGAAAAUAGGUCCAAAUAUGUCAGGUGAACUUGUGUUUAGUAAUCACUGUCUAGGCCUAGUCGUCACACAAACUCUUAUUGUGAGGAGUACCAUGGUUGUUGGUAUGGGACUGUAGAGGCUGAACGGUACUAGUCGGUGGAAAUAAGAUACUGAAAGCGGUACUUUUUGAUUACAUGCAGUGUAUAUCUUAAGUAACUGUGAUCCAAACAGCUCCCCAUGCUUAUUUUUAUGUUACUGACUCGCAUUAUUCACCUAUUUCAUUUUUGUAUGAGUGACUAUAUAAAUCAUGUGUAACCCAACUGUUAAGGUGCUAAAUGAAGAGUCAACAUUUCAAAAAGAAUGACAUUGACAGUGUCACAUUGUUUGAUUUCAUAUUGCCACCUUUGUUUGUGUAC
This is a messenger RNA of Seriola dumerili (greater amberjack), 3748 nucleotides long. It is a transcript of the gene dvl2, whose product is annotated as dishevelled segment polarity protein 2. Gene Ontology annotation, biological process: canonical Wnt signaling pathway; intracellular signal transduction. Lineage: Eukaryota; Metazoa; Chordata; Actinopteri; Carangiformes; Carangidae. The coding region runs from base 309 to 2612 and encodes 767 amino acids. The transcript has 15 exons. Gene Ontology annotation, molecular function: frizzled binding. Gene Ontology annotation, cellular component: cytosol. The record is from RefSeq and is a predicted model, not a curated record.